Molecule: messenger RNA, 1824 nt
Organism: Mucor velutinosus
Lineage: Eukaryota; Fungi; Mucoromycota; Mucoromycetes; Mucorales; Mucoraceae
Exons: 8
Coding region: 1-1824 (607 amino acids)
Molecular function (GO): protein binding
Source: RefSeq, a predicted model, not a curated record
AUGAAAGCAUUGCGCUUUGCCUCAUUUUUAUUGAUUACGCAUUCCUUGAUAGCCAAUGUUGAAUCCUUAAUAGCAGCACCUAGACGAUCGACAAGCUGUGCAUUCCUCAAGGGCAAAAUCUACUGCUUUGGUGGAGACUUGCCUACCAAUGGACUGGCUGCUGACAACUCUUUACUUACACUAGACCUCACAAUCAGUCAUACUACUUCCAUCAGCAGUGAAUGGCAAAUGAUUACAAAUGCGGAAAAUGUAGAUAUCGCAGCUGGAGCAAGAGGCACGGCUCAAACAGCCGUCUAUGGUGAUGGAGAUACUAUGGUUAUCAGUGGUGGCUAUACUACAUCCACAACACCUAUUAUUCAAACCAUUGCUUAUUCGGCUAGCUCUAAUUCUUGGAGAGCCAUCGAUAAAUACAUUGAUGGUGCCAAUGGCGAGAGACAAAUAUACUGGGGUAGCUGUAUAUAUGUGCCUACACAACAAAAGUUUUACUUUUACGGUGGUAUUGAACAAAAUCCGCAUCAAGACUGGUACCUGGAUACCGCAACCAACACUAAUUUCACAAACAUCAUCACAAAUCCAAACAAGACAUCUAGUCCUGUUGGAUACUACCGGAUGACCACCCUUGACCUAGGUUUUUAUUCUACAUGGAGCGUCAUACCCUCCCAGAAUCAAUUUGUCCCCAGUUUAGGCCAUCUUUUGCAGACUGUCAUCUUUCAUCCUGAUUCACAGACACUGUAUUACUUUGGUGGAUUGUACAAUAAUUUAACAAAUCUCAUCCCUAACUCUGUAUCUCAAUCAUUUGCUCAAGCAAUGACGUUCAAUACAGUGACAAAUACCUGGGGAGUCAAACCCUUCACAGGGGAUGUUCCUUUGAAGCGAGUGCAUCAUACGACGACGCUCUUGCCCUCUAAUCAGGAUGUUCUGCUAUAUGGCGGCACAACAGAUGAGUCGAAUCCAGCUGUUUCUGACUUUUGCUAUGUUGCCAAUUUGCAAACAUUUACCUGGAAAUCACAUAGCAGCUAUCUCUCACUGCCUAAGAAUGAAAUACCUGCCAGAGCAGAACAUUCAGCUGUUCUCGUCGGCACCAACCUGUUUAUCUUGUUUGGCUAUGUAACUGAUCAAGGUGCGAUGACAAGCGAUACAGUGCUUAUACUCGAUGUGACCAAUCCCGAAAAGCUUUCUUUCGUCAGCCAAUACGCAGGACUGUACGGCAAUGCCAAUGCAAGCAAUGUGGGCGCUAUUGCUGGUGGCGUGGUUGGUGGCGUAGGCGGCUUAUUGCUUGUAGCUGCCGUUGUGUUCUUUUAUAGAAAAAAGAAGAGAUCUCAAGCCGAAGCCAACAAAUCUUCAUCCAAUUCAGUCAGUGGCAACGAACCUCAGGAACCCGUAUUUGUUGAUUGGGAAGAUAUUGAAAAGAAGUUUACUCCUCAUCCCGUUAGACAAAGUACCAAUUUCUCCCCCAUGAUAACACCAAAUACGAUGAAUAUUGUGGUCGCUAAUGAUAACAAAUACUACCCUCCUAACGAGGUUGAGGUACCUCAUGAAAAGACGCUGGUCGAGAGAAAUAAAAGUCUUACCAUAGGGCUUUCGCCUGCCAUGACAAACGCCUCGGCUUCACCCUCAGCCAGCACAAUGGUGUCACCUUAUAGUCCUGGAUUUAGGCAGUCUACUGUGCUCUCAUCGCCUGAUGUCUCGCAUGUUACCACUCCUACUAUCAACGCUACCACUGUCGCUGGUUCUCAGUCGCCCAAUGUGCACAGCCACCAAGACGAUCUACUCAUUUCUCAAGGCUUUACCAACAUCACAAAGCCCGAUGUUGGAAGUAGUUAA